GGACAUAGGAGCACUAAUACAAUGCAAUUCAUUUUAUGAAGCAAGAACUUUGACCAUGUGACGCCUCCAGAUCUUGUUAAGCUGCAUUCCAAUCAGAAGAAAAAGCUUUCACACACACAAUACAUGUGUUACAGAUUACAAGUGAGCUGACUGUGAAUAUUCUGCUUUCCACUAUGGGCUACCUAAUGAAAGGAUGGUGCUUUGUUGCCCUUGUGGCUUUAGUUGGAUAUCUAUACAGAGACACUUUUGACCCUGAAAGUCUUGCCAAUGCUAGGGUCCUAGUUACUGGUGCAAGCACUGGCAUUGGCGAGGAAAUGGCAUACCACUACGCCAGGGCAGGUGCACACCUCUUACUAACGGCAAGAAGGGAAGAUGCUCUGCUCAAGGUGAAAACCAAGUGCCUGGAGCUUGGAGCAAAGAGUGUGUCACUGGCCCUCGCUGACAUGGCCUCAUCAGAAGCUCGUGAAAAAGUGAUGGAACAAGCUAUAACUGCCCUGGGUGGUUUGGAUUAUUUGGUGUUAAACCACAUUGGUAUAAGCCCAUUUCAAAUGUGGGAUGGAAAUAUCCAGGAGAUCAGGUGGCUAAUGGAGGUGAACUUCCUUAGUUAUGUCCAUCUUGCCAGCAUGGCUCUCCCUCACUUGACAGAAUCAAACGGCUCCAUUGUUGUUCUAUCUUCUCUAACAGGUAAAGUUGCAACACCAUUUACCACUUCAUAUGGUGCAACAAAGUUUGCAUUGGAUGGUUUCUUUUCCUCUCUGCGACAUGAACUAGCCAUGAAAAAUAUACCUGUCUCCAUCACGUUGUGCAUCCUUGGCCUUAUUGAUACCCAGUCAGCCAUGGAGAAAGUCAAAGAUAAGACCUCCUUGCCUGCUUACCCUGCCCAAGAUGCUGCCUUAGCAGUGGUGUCCGCUGGGGCCAGCCGUGUGUGGGAAAUGUAUUAUCCUUGGUAUGUAAGACCUGUCUGCUUUAUCAGAGACUGGUUUCCACAGGGCAGAGACUGGAUGAUACAGAAGUCAUACCAACAAACAUCUGAUGAGAAGCAGAGUGUACCGCAAUGAGUUUAUAUAAAAGAACCUAAAAACAUAUUGUUAUUAUAUGCAAGUCUUGCAUUAUGUCUGUGGUGCGCUAUUGUAAAAUUUGUUUUUAAGAUCCCAAA
Messenger RNA from Rana temporaria (common frog), 1156 nucleotides. RefSeq names its product hydroxysteroid 11-beta dehydrogenase 1 like (gene HSD11B1L). Bases 174 to 1058 code for a protein of 294 amino acids. Gene Ontology annotation, molecular function: oxidoreductase activity. The record is from RefSeq and is a predicted model, not a curated record. Gene Ontology annotation, cellular component: intracellular membrane-bounded organelle. The transcript is spliced from 7 exons. NCBI's taxonomy places the organism in Eukaryota, Metazoa, Chordata, Amphibia, Anura, Ranidae.